Messenger RNA from Emiliania huxleyi CCMP1516, 1707 nucleotides. RefSeq lists its product as hypothetical. Bases 1 to 1566 code for a protein of 521 amino acids. The record is from RefSeq and is a predicted model, not a curated record. Lineage: Eukaryota; Haptophyta; Isochrysidales; Noelaerhabdaceae. The transcript has 9 exons.
AUGCCAGUUGGCGCACGGGUAGGUAUUAUGUACCUCGCGCCCUCCCCCGCCUCCGGCUCGGCGGCGCGUUGCGCGCGUUGGGACCCCAACGUGGCCGACGCGGUCGGCGUCUCGCACGACGACGGCUCCUUCGUCUACUCGCAGCCGGGCAGCCGCCCUCUCCGGCUGCAGCUCCACACUGAGGCGACAAAGGGAGCCGCCGCCGCAGCGGGUCCGCCACGUCGGCCCUCGCUGGUGCCGGUCGAUGCGGCGUGGUCGCACUGGGCCUUCCUCCCCGGCGCCGCCGGCGGCGUCCUCAUCGUCCUGCGCCACACGCGCCUCGAGUCGCUCGACGCGCCUGCGCCCAUCUCUGCGCUGUGCGUGUCUCGCGCCUGCUUCCACGACGGCUCGCAUGCGGCGCCGGUGACGGCGCUCGCGCUCCUUGCGGCCGAGGCAUGCGGCGCGCAGACGUCUCUGUGCGCGUCGGCGGCCGCGGACCAGAGCGUCGUCCUCGGCGAGGCGAAGGGCGAGGCGAAGGGGCGGGCCUUGGGCACGGGGCGGGCCUUGGGCACGGGCACCGCCGCCGCGCCCUCCCCGGCCCAGCUCGACGGCGGCCUCGGCGGCAGCAGCCCUGUGGCAGGCUGCGGCACCCCGUGGACGCCUGGCCGCCCCUCGGCCGGCAGCGGCAGCGCCUCCCAUUGGGCCUCCAGUGGUGUGCCUUGGGGCCUCGGGGGCGACGGUACCCCGGGGCAGAGCGGCUACUCCUCCGACACCGCCUGGAGCGCGCCGCCCCGCAGCGCCGUCCCGUCUCCGAGCCGCAACGCCGCUCCGCCCUCCCCCUGUGGAGCAUCCGCGGAUGCGCCUCUCGAUGCGGUCCCCGGCAUGCACGCGUGCCGAGAGGCGGCGCCCGAGGCGGGAACGGAGGCGGCGGCAGAGCCGCGCGCCAACGGGGCGGGCCAGGCGGCGGAGGUUCGUUUUGCGGCGCCGCUCGGGACGACGGCGCCGGUGACGGUCGCUCUUCCCCCACGGCCGGCGGAGCCUCCUCCAGCACCCCACCUCCGGCUCGGGAACCCGGAGCGCGUGCGGGCGCUGCUCGCCCCUCCGCCCGUCGGCGGUGCGCCGGCGCUCGCCGCCCCGUCGGUUCAUUCCUCGGGGCUGCUGCGCGCGCGCGCCGUCGCGGCGGAGGCGGAGCAGGAGGCGCGCGGGCGGGACUUGUUCGCGCAAGAGGUGGAGCGGCGGGCGCUCCGAGAGGCGAGUCGGGCCCUCGAGGCGCCGCUGCACGAGGCCACACGGUACGGGCCGCUGCCGAGCCUGCAAGAGCCGGGCAGCGGUAAGGCGCGGCCGAGGGCGCGCCGCGCCGACAACCCGCGCUGGCUCGCGGCAGCACGGGAGCUGCAGCCCGACUUGCGCGACCUCUUCACAGCAGACCGCGAGCCGGAGGCCACCGACACGGAGAGCCACGGGAUCCCGACGCCCGGCGUGCUGCGGAGCCUGCGCCCGCGCCCAGACGUCGCCGUUUCUCCCGCGAUCUGGCCGAGCGCGCUGUGGAAUCGGCCGAGGCAGCGCUCAGAGGUGACGUUUGACUAAGCGAGGGCGAAUCGAUUCCGUCUAUUGCUACAACACAUUCUCGUUUACCUGGAUUAGCCCCAAGACGCGAUGCGAGUAUUUGACACCUCCUCUCUCGGAUACACGAGGCAUCGUAUAGAAUAUAUUAUUUGACAUGUCUUU